Molecule: messenger RNA, 5722 nt
Organism: Acanthaster planci (crown-of-thorns starfish)
Lineage: Eukaryota; Metazoa; Echinodermata; Asteroidea; Valvatida; Acanthasteridae
Molecular function (GO): calcium ion binding
Source: RefSeq, a predicted model, not a curated record
GCCAGUUAAGUCUCAGAUGUUUCUGUCAAGAAAUGUUUCUACUCAACAAUACUAUAUUUUGUUGACAAACGUGUUUUGUUUAUUGAUGUCCAUGUUAUCAUCUGCACUUUAUAUAUUCCAACAGAUUCAUUUGGGUAAUUUCAAGAAUUUGAUCUAACAUCACUUGGAGUGAGCUUGUUUCUUGUAGCGUAUAUUUUUUCUUUUUGUUUGAUAUUUCAGGAUCAUUGAGUUGUGAAAACAAAUGUAGAUAAUGAAAUGCCUGAUAUACUACUUGACAUUUCCCUGGCUAAAUUGUACCUACUUUAAGCAAACUAUAUUUGCUAUUUUUUUAACUGCGCUUGUAUGAAACGGAGGCCUUGCAGAGCAAUGAUAUGUCUCUCGUUCAAUUCGAUCUGACUUUGAAUUGACUGUAUCACGUUACAACUAACUUUACUUUGAACUCAUGCUGGGGGUACCUCGAUCAUCAGGUGUAAACGUUUAAUCAAUGGAAGGGAUGGCAUCAACAAUGGUCGUCAUGAAGAUGUUGACACAAAUUGUGUCACAUUUCCUCUCCAGGUGAAUAUUGACCACAUACCCACUUUAGAAUUGCUCUGAAUUGUGUGCCCAAGAAUUCAAAGUGCUAGAAAUAAAAGCACUGGAAUUUGUCAUCUGAGCUGAAAUCUAAACUAUCACAUGACCUGAGCAACCCUUGAGGAGGGGCUAGUAGAGAAGCAACACUCUAGUGCUUAGUCAUAUUUUUAAAAAGGGACAAAUGUUGUUAGAAACAACAAAGAAUUGAACAAUAAUGACUGUACACUGACAGGUGGGCAUAUCAAAGAUUAUAGCAAGUUUUUAGUGCAAGCACAAGUUGUGUAAACUCACAGUACAAAUCACUUCUAAAUGAAUUCCUGAGUCACGACCAAUUGAGUCAAUUAAUUUGAACCAUUAAAUAUGUGUAUAUUGUCAACAUACAUUGUACAUGCAAGUAGAAACUCCCGUUCAGUUUACAUUGGAGUUACUUAAGUUGAGUAGGUAGCUUAAAUUCAAUAGAAAAAACUUUAUAUCUGAAACGAUACACGUUAAUCAUCUACCUGUAUAUGUAAAGCAAGUUCAUAACACUUUCUAAAAUUAGAAAAUCCAUCUUGCUUGUAAUAUGUACACACAUCAUAAUGAUUACAGAUAGUUUCUCGAAGACUGUUCUUCCAUCGGUGUACUUUACAGAAUGAGAGUAGCUCAGUCACUUCAAAAGUCUAAAAUUAACUCCAAAUAGCAACCCAGAGCUUAUAAUACCAACCACACCAUGAAGAAACUUGUCUUAAAAAAUCAAAUUGCAAACAGAAAUGUUUUCUUUUCACAAGCCUUAAACAGACAAAACAAGAGACUCCAAACAUUCUCACCUGGGGCAUAAAAUAUUGACAUUCUGACUUCAUUGCAUAGGUUGAUUUACAUGACAAUUGGCAUGAUGUUUAGAGGCGUCUGGGUUACAUCAAAGAACAUGUUUGCCCUUCACUUGAAGUUCUGUCAGUCCACCACAGCAGAUACCUCAUUGUCCUUGUGUAUUGAUUUUGGCUGUGUCUUGUGUUGCUAUGUUUGAGUCUGUGGUUUCUGGUUUAAGCUGCUCAGCCAAAGAAGAGGCCAUGAUGAAUACCGUUUAAUAUCAGAUGGAUAAGAGGACUUCCCACUCUGGUGUUAAGAUUAGAGGUUGACAUUGAGUACUCCUCUGAAGAUGUAAAUUGUAAUUGGCAAUCCAUUUUGAUGGGUCUCCUCAGGAAUGGUCAACAACUUUGUCACAACAUGGAUUUUCUCAACACCAGCUUUUGAUCAUUGGUUGUAUUUCACCGUAACUGGAAAAAUUGAUGUUACCUGCUUUUAACAGCAUAUUAGUCUGGUAUGAAAAAGUGGUGUGGAACUAUGAAACCAAUAUGAUAUAUUUUAGGAGAAUGUGAAAAGCACAAGAAGCCAAAGGAGACCUUUGAGUUUUCCGUCUCUGCUGUUGGAUUUAUUAUUCCAUGGCUCUAUCUGCCCCAAGCGGAAGCAAACCCUCAUCGGAUGAAAAGAACCAUGUUGGUUUGGAGUGUUCAGUUUGUUGGUAGCAAUGCGACCAUGAUUCCUGCAUUUCCUAGUUGUUUGUGAACCAGCAAAGUUCAGUUUCGGCCAGAGGAGCUUCCGUUGCUAAGGAAAUAGCGCCUUCUCUUUGUCUAGUUCGAGGCCUAAGGACAAGAUUCCUCAAACUGCUGCCAAAGCAUCGGACUCAGUUCUGUGGACAUUUCCAAUUGUAUUGAUUCCAAACAUGUUGACCACGUCACGGUCAACGUCACCCGUGCUUCCGUCAGUGCGCAUGCACAGCAGGGCCCAAUCUGCAGCCUUGCCUUCUCAGAGAGCACCCUCUGUGAUUAGUAAUGAUGCACAGUCGGCAUACAGCCAGCAAAGCCGCAGUACUUUUGUUCGGAAGCUUGGGAUCCUGAUGGCUGAGCACCUGUCCACUAGUCAUGAGUUAUACCAAAAGUAUCAGAGCCCAUCAGGAAUAAAUAUAAGACGACAACAACAAAGGGCAGGAACAUCUAUGUCAUCCGUCAGCUGCUCUGCUAGUGUUCCUUGGACUUUCUAUUCCACCACCAAGAUGAAGCAGCUUCCCCUCCCCCAGGUGCAAAGUUCAGAGGUCUUGCGAGCCACAUCCCCCAGCCCCAGGGGAAAAAGAAACAUCAGUGUGUGCUCAGAGAGAUACCUAGGAACAUCGGUGGUUGGUCAGCCACAUCGAAGAAGUAAAUCUGCUGCUGAGGUUCUCCAUCCGGCGUCUUCCACCGGGGCAACAAGUGAUCAAGUGAGACGUUUUGAGGAGGAAAGGAUUGCACUGUUACAGGCUAGGACACUCAAGAAGACAACCAAAGUUAUGGCUCACCGCAAGGACAGAAAGUACCAUAUGUGUGGAUCAGCAGUGCCAAUUCACGAUCGCUACAUGGUAGACAGUGAAGAGAUGGAUCAGCUAAGACAACUCAUCCAGGCUAGGUCAACCAAGAGAGAGAGUACCCUAGUCACCUACUACGGCAGAUACGGAGUCAGGAUGGGCAGUGGACGUGGUACUCCGCAGACAAAACUGUCAUCAGCCACCAAAGAACAGAAAGAGAAACGAGAAGGUAAUGAUACUGACGCAUCUCAAAUCCCCAUAGAAACCACUGAGAAUGGAAAUAAAGUUACCAUAGCAACACCAAUUAAUGAAAAUGAAGAGUUUGUUCAUGCUGCUAAAUCUGCAGCAGCUGUUGGUAAAGAGAAUGACAAAAGUGAUUUGGCUAAAAAUGAUGUUGAGAGGAUAGAUCAUGAUAAUAACCAGAAGGGAGAGGUCAUGGCAGACGUUGAAAACUCUGUUUGUGAGGAAGAACAUGAAAAAGUUAAUGAAGCGGAAGAGGCAACAAACGAACAAGACAACCCAGAUCAUAAUCCACCAAUUAGCAACGAUGGAGGUCAGGAUGUUGACCAGCCAGUAGAGGGCGCCAUAACACAGACCACUGAUGAUGUCCAGGAGAGCCCAGACACUGAACCCAAGGGGGAUGAGACAAAUCUGAGGAAACCAGAUGUCAAGGAGAACCCCGAUGAAAACAUUAGAGAAGAAAGAGUAGAGACAGUUGAUAAUGAAGAGAAAGGGAUCCUCACACCAGAAGAUGAACAUGACGCCGUGAGGACAGAUGAUGGUGAUACAGAUAACGGUUCUGGUAGCACAGAUGAGGUGGAAAUACAAAACAUGAUGCCAAAUGUCAAGAUUUCUAAGACAACAGCCAAAAAGAAAGGAAAGGAUGCCUUCAUGACAGAACUUGAGGGAGCAGACGCAGAUUAUGAUGAUAUCCAGGACAUGCUUGGUAAUUUUAAGCCUGAUCGUCCUACCUCUUCAAAUGGAAAGGAUACAGAUAGCUUUGAUUCAUCUAGAGAAGAAACUAGCCCAGGAGAACUCGCUGCUAGGGCAUCAGAGGAACCAAGUCAUCCAACUGCUGAGGAAGCCCUUCUUGGAAUGAUCGUUAGUGAUGACAAGAUUGCAGCCAUGGAGGAAAGUUUAAGUAGGAUUGACCGUCUCAAAGGAGGCAUCAAAGAUGUUGGACAUCUGGAAGGAUCAGAGCUGAACCUGGAUGAGCUGAAUAUUGACAAUCAGGACAUUGAUUACGGACAGGAAGUGUUUGGAAAAGUCCGUAAUGAUGAGGAAUUGAAGGAGGUUGAGAGAUUAAGGGCGGAGAAGAAAGAAGCUAGAAGUGCUAAGGCCAGGAAGGCAGAUGACUCCAUCAUGGCCACAGCCAAAGUGGAACAAGCAAAGUCUAAGAUGGCAGACAUCUAUAAUUUCAUCAGCCCUCGGCAGCAAGAAGUGUUUGAGAAGAAAUUUCAGGAGUUGGAUAUUGAUGGGAACGGUGUCAUCACUUUACAGGAGCUCUUUAAGAGAAUGUAUAGAGGCAAGACCAACAGACAAUUAGGCCGAGCAUUCAUGCAGGUGUUUGACCUAAACAAAGACCAAACAAUCGAUGAGCGUGAGUUUGUAAUCGUCGCUGCGCUCAAUGAUAAGCUAACAGGGAAACUAACUGAGUCAGCAGAUGCUCCUUUGGAGUUGGAUCUAGACAGGCUUGCCCAGAGCAUCACGGCUUACAAGGAAAUUUUCCAGGUGACUGAUCAAGAUGCUGAUGGUCGCUUGACCCUUGAAGACAUCAUGUUAGUCAUCUGUCUCUCAGGAAACCUAGAGACCGGGAUUGACCCAGAGGUUGUCCAGCAUGUGUACAACACCAUCGAUGCGGAUGACAGCGGCACCAUUGAUUUCAUGGAAUACUUAACCUACAUUCCUUUCUUCCUCAAGUUACAUAAGAGGAUGUCAGAAAGUCGGCAUAUCACCAUAGCAGAGGUAGAGAGAGCCAGAGAAGCUGUAAGGAGUGCUAUCCUCAAAGUGAGAGGAACAAAGGAUGUAACAAUGAAGUCAUUCUGAGAUGCCAGAUGGAAAAAGAACUUAUCUCCAAGUCGAAAGGAUAGAGGAGUAAUGAACGAAAACUCUUGUUGUUAGAGUGGAUUGCAGAGUGAACAAUGUAUGAAUCCAAAUGGUCACCAUGACAAUGGUAUUUCUACAGAGUCACUUUGGGGAAGAGUUCCAUGAGAGUUACACCACGAACACACAAACUAAAAACACGAAACACUCUCAUGUGACUGGGAAUUUUACAUAAAUCUCUUUUGCUCUUCCAUUUGCAUGCAUGACUUUGUUUUUUUUUUUACUUGAAGCAUUGAAAACUGAUUUCUUUAAAUAUAAAAAACAAACGUUAUUCCACCCAUUUUGCAGAAACGUUGCUUUAACAUGGUGCGUGUGAACAAAAUAACUUUUACCUAUCUAUACAGUAAAUUCAUAUUUUUGACGGCAUAUAUUUAUAAUAUUUCACUAUACCAUUUAAUUUAUAUAUUUUUACCAUACAAUCUUGUAAAUACAUAAUCCUAUAAAAGUGUUGUUUAAGUUUUCACCUUGUUUUCCAUGCUGGAAAGUUGGGCAGCUUCAAUUUUGAUUUUUAACAAUUAAUGAUGAACAUGACUGUUUACUUGACAUUCAUAGUUGACAUUCGUAGUUUUAUUCAGGUUGGAACUACUAUGCUUAACCCACAAUCAAAGACUGUUACAUGGAAUUAUUUUGUAGAGUGUAAGAAAUAAGCUUUUAAACAUAUUUGUCCUAGUUUCAGAUUUAUGUAUCAUGUGUGCUUAACUGAAUUUAUUAUAAAAAUAUAUUCAAAUGAAUGUG